Onychomys torridus (southern grasshopper mouse) is the source of this 2634-nucleotide messenger RNA. RefSeq names its product leucine rich repeat containing 66 (gene Lrrc66). The record is from RefSeq and is a predicted model, not a curated record. NCBI's taxonomy places the organism in Eukaryota, Metazoa, Chordata, Mammalia, Rodentia, Cricetidae. Gene Ontology annotation, molecular function: protein binding.
AUGAAAGACUUCUACUUUGGAGUUACUAUCAUAGUUAUAGAUCUUUGCUUCCAGGGAAUGGCAACAACCCCACCAAGCAAAAGCAGUGUUUUCCGCAAUUCUGAGUGCCACCGCGAUGGACAUCUUCUGACAAACUGGUCUUCUCCAGGACACACAUCCCAGACAGCAGACACCAUGGAUGUGAGUUCCCUUUUCUCUCGAGUCCUCUUCCAGUCUCACACGAGAAAAGAAUGGCAAAUAAAACGUCUGGACCUCAGUAACCACAGCAUAUCGAGCCUGACCCUCAGCCCUCUCGCUCCUUUACAUGCUUUGGAAAUACUAAACCUCAGCAACACCGCCAUGCACUCCCUCUGGCUGGAUCUGCCCCUGCCUUGCCCCUCGGAGCAAAUGCACGGCAGUGGCGGCUCGCCCUGCAGUCUCCCCCGUCUAAAGGUGCUGAUACUUCAAAGAAAUCAACUCCGUGGCACUCCUAAAGGACUGUGGAAGCUGAAGUCGCUGCAGAGUCUGGAUCUGUCGUUCAACAGGAUAGUUCACAUCGGGCUGUCUGAUUUUCAUAACUGCCUCCAGCUGGGGAGUGUCUAUUUAAAGAGCAACAAGAUACGCACGAUUCACCCAGACGCCUUCAAGGGCCUCAAAAAACUACAGGUGGUAGACCUCAGAAGCAAUGCACUGACCACCCUUGCACCCAUUGUGACCAUUGCUCUAGAAUUACCCCACCUGGAACUUGACUUAGCUGAUAACCCAUGGCAAUGUGGCGAGAACAAUACCAACUUCCCAAAUAUCACCUCUGCAUCCUGGAGGAAAAAGUGGAAUGCCAUCUGCAAUAUGUCUGUGGGGAAUGAGAAGCCAUAUUUGGAGACCCGCCAGGUCAGACUUUCCAGGGACACACACCUUCUUCCUACUCCGGGUGAUGGGAAAAGCCUCAUGCAGAGCACAGCAGAGAGGCCCCAGGAAGGAAUGGACAUUCACCUUUCAGCUCUGGAGAAGGAGACACAGGUGGGCUACGAUGAUCUCAAAGAGAUACGGCCACAGCCCCCGACAGAACUCAGAGACUCCAAGGACGAACAUGUCACUGACAGAAAGGAUGAUAACACCCCAGACCUUGUCCUGCCCAUCUGCCUGUCGGUGUUCUGCACAUUUGUGGUGGCUUUCUGCCUGGGCGCUUUCACUAGGCCUUAUAUUGACAGAUUGUGGCAACAAAGAUGCCUGAAGAAAAGGCCUGGCUCAGAAAAUGCUUAUUCAAAUGAGGGUUUCUAUGAUGACGCCGAAGCUCCCCCACGUGUCCAGCACCAAGGGACAGAGCUGCACCGAGCUUCCCACCACCUAAACCUUUAUGAGAGACAGAACCCUUCCCAAGUGACAGAGCCAACCCCAUACAGUGUUGUCAUGUCAGAAAGGGUCCUAGGGAACAGCAAAAUGGAUCUCAGCAGUCAACAGAGCCCAGGGCAACUCGAGAACAACACUGGGACAGGAAAUAGAGACUGUGAUGUGCUUCCGUAUGGUCACACAGACCACGUGGCUCUCCAUGGACUUCCACACGCUGACGCUCACGAGCUGAUUUUGGCCAUGCAGGAUCACUACAAUGUUCCCGAAGAAUUACAUUAUGACACAGUGGUUCAGGAAUAUUCUCUCUAUGAGGAUGUGAUGGAUAGGUCUUCCCCUGCUGCCCCUCUGGGAACUGUUCCCAGUUCCAUCAAUAGUGGAUGUGAUGAAUUGCGCCUGUCCCAGUCAAGAGAUGUCGUAGCCCCUGUCUCCAAAACUCUAGUACAUAUGAACACACAAGGGUCUGGAGAGAGUAAAGAAAGGGGUUCCCCUGCAGCUUUGGGAGCUAUGGGCUCACCAAUGGAAUCUUCUGAGGAAAGGCAGGUGAACGAUUCCAUUAGGGGUCUGGCCACACAGCAGCCAAGCUUCCAGGAAGCCAAUGCUGAGGAAAGAUUUUCAGAUGUCUACGAUGAGGUCCUACACAUUGACCCAAGAGAUGUAGACCCACCCUCCCUUAUGCUAACGUGGGACAGUGGCCCUCAUGUCACACCUGCCACAGAGGAGCCUGUGCUGAGAGGUGCUCCUUUUGACCCUCUUUAUGACUUGGUGGCCAAUUACGAGUCUGAUUCUGAUGAGGGCUCUUUGUUCACCCUUAGUUCUGAGGGUUCUGAGGACGCAGGGAGCUUGCCAGAAGAACAGGCAUCUGUGGAGAAGGGUGGGGCCAAUCAGCCCUUCCCCAGCAGGAACUUGGGAGAAUAUGAGGCCAAUGUGACAUCAGCAGAAGGUGAUAAGGUCAUCCCCUCACGAAGGAUUCUGAAGAAAUAUGAAAUUCGGGAAGCUCUCUUUGGAAACUCUCUCUUUUCUGGUCCAGACUCUUUGUGUGAGAUGAAUAUGGAAAGUGACUCUAACUCCACUGACCCUGAGAAUAUAUCAACCUGGCCCCGAUCCCCAGGCCAUAAGCUAUCACAUCAUGAGACCCCAGGCACAUUUGUAUAUGAUGGCAACAUGGGGCCCCAGUCAGAGGCAGUAGGCUGGCACUCCUGCCUUGGAGACCUGAUCCCAAAUGUGGAUCAUUCACCACCACCACCACAUUCUGCUAAAGACCCCUAUGUCCCGAGGGGCCUGCCACCAAAGAGAAGUAAACAUUGGUAA